CACAAGCUGAUGCAAGUUGAAUGAGGGAGCUGUCAGCUGUGAGGAAACCUACACGCCAGUGAAGACAAUGACAGACUGUCAGGGAGAAGGAGCCAAGAGUCCAGUGGAGCUUUAUGAGAAACUGACAGCACAAGGAGACACAGUCAGAGCCUUGAAAACAGCUAAAGCUGAGAAGGCUGAAGUUGAGGCUGCUGUCAAGUUGCUGCUAAAGCUGAAAGUAGACUACAAACAGAUGACGGGUCAGGAUUACAAAGCAGGCUGUCCACCCUCAGAAAACUCUGUGGCCCCUGACAACGGGCCUGCAGAAGACGGCGCUGACGAUGAAGACACAGUCGACCCAUGGAACGUUUCCACCACCAACGCCAAGGGAGUGGAUUACGACAAACUCAUAGUGAGGUUCGGAAGCAGUAAAAUCGACCAGGAGCUGGUGGAUAGAAUAGAAAAAGUCUCUGGUCAGAGGCCACACCACUUUCUAAGAAGAGGAAUCUUCUUCUCACACAGAGACAUGCAUCAGGUACUGGAUGCAUAUGAGAAGCAGAAGUCGUUUUACCUCUACACUGGAAGAGGUCCGUCCUCAGAGGCCAUGCAUGUCGGCCACCUCAUCCCUUUCAUCUUCACCAAAUGGUUACAGGAUGUUUUUGACAUCCCUCUGGUGAUCCAGCUGACUGAUGAUGAGAAGUAUCUGUGGAAGGAUCUCACACUGGAAGAGUGCCAUCGCUUUGCUGUAGAAAACACCAAAGACAUCAUCGCAUGUGGCUUUGAUGUCAACAAGACGUUUAUCUUCUCUGACCUUGACUAUAUGGGUGCCUGUCCUGAAUUCUACAGGAAUGUUGUGAAAGUUCAGAAGCAUGUGACAUUCAACCAGGUCAAAGGCAUUUUUGGCUUUACAGACAGUGACUGCAUUGGAAAGAUCAGCUUCCCUGCAAUCCAGGCCGCCCCUUCCUUCAGUAAUUCUUUCCCACACGUCUUUGGAAGCAGAAAAGAUAUACAGUGUCUCAUCCCCUGUGCCAUUGACCAGGACCCCUACUUCAGAAUGACCCGAGAUGUUGCUCCAAGAAUCGGCUAUCCCAAACCUGCACUGCUACACUCCACCUUCUUCCCAGCCCUGCAGGGAGCACAGACAAAGAUGAGCGCCAGUGAUGCCAACUCGUCCAUUUUCCUCACUGACACACCAAAACAAAUCAAAAAUAAGAUCAACAAACAUGCAUUUUCGGGAGGAAAAGACACCGUGGAAGAACACAGGAAGUAUGGAGGAAACCCAGACGUUGAUGUUUCUUUCAUGUACUUGACCUUCUUCCUAGAUGAUGAUGAACAGCUGGCAAAGAUAAAAGAGGACUAUGCAAGUGGAGCUCUCCUAACUGGUGAACUGAAGAAGAUUUUGAUCGAAACUCUGCAGCCAAUGAUUGCGCAGCACCAAGAGCGACGCAAACAAGUCACCGAUGAAAUGGUCCAGCAAUUUAUGACACCCAGGCCUUUAAAUUUUAACUUGUAGCUUAACUGAGCUGCUAACAUGUCAAGGUUAAUUAAGUCACUAAUCUCAGUACAAGAAGAAAUAAAUGAUCAAAUUCAAAAAUCUGUCAUUUGCAUCAGGAAAAGGGACAUUUUGCAUCAGGACUGGAGACAAAUUUAAUGUAUAGAAUGGUGAUAAACUUGUCUGUGUUGAACUAAGCAUUGCAUUGCCCACACGUCAUGCCAAUUGUCAGUCUACUUCUUAGCAUCAUGUUGCACCAAAUGUACAUGUUUAUCUCCAUAAACAGUUUGUGUUUGCAGCACUGCUGCAACGUCAUGCUGGUCAGCCUGAGAUCACAUCAAGAUGAAUGACAAAGCUGAGUACAAAUGUGUAUUGUUGCCAGAUAUGCUUAAUAACCAACAACACCACAGCCACGUUUGUGAGAAUGUUCAUUAAAAAGUCUUAAUUUUACCUGAAUAAAAGAACUGGAUAUCAAUCUUA
Messenger RNA from Cheilinus undulatus (humphead wrasse), 1951 nucleotides. It is a transcript of the gene wars1, whose product is annotated as tryptophan--tRNA ligase, cytoplasmic. Gene Ontology annotation, cellular component: cytoplasm. Gene Ontology annotation, biological process: tryptophanyl-tRNA aminoacylation. Gene Ontology annotation, molecular function: tryptophan-tRNA ligase activity; ATP binding. Bases 68 to 1492 code for a protein of 474 amino acids. NCBI's taxonomy places the organism in Eukaryota, Metazoa, Chordata, Actinopteri, Labriformes, Labridae. The record is from RefSeq and is a predicted model, not a curated record. The transcript has 11 exons.